This is a messenger RNA of Thalassophryne amazonica, 2277 nucleotides long. RefSeq lists its product as uncharacterized. Gene Ontology annotation, cellular component: cytoplasm. NCBI's taxonomy places the organism in Eukaryota, Metazoa, Chordata, Actinopteri, Batrachoidiformes, Batrachoididae. The record is from RefSeq and is a predicted model, not a curated record. The transcript has 4 exons. Bases 16 to 2235 code for a protein of 739 amino acids.
AUACCAUCAAUAAUAAUGGGGAACAUCAAUUCCUUGCCUAACAAGACUGAGGAGCUGGAGGCGUUUGUUAAAUCUGACAGAGCCUAUCGGGAGUGCUGUUUGUAUUUCCUAACAGAGACGUGGCUAGCGGAUAACAUCACUGACUCACUUGUCAACAUAACCGGCUUCACCAUGAAAGCUGCAGAAUUGGGAAGGAAAAUGGAUGGAAAAGAGCUCAACAAAGAUAAUAGCACAACUGAAAAUUACAGCUCCAACAGUGUCACCAUGGAAACUACUGAAGAAUCAAAGCUGGCAAUGGGGUUUGAAGUGGAAGUCAAUGAAUCUAAUUCAUCUGAGCAGGAGAAAUAUUUCUAUGUGGAUGAUGAAUCAGUUUAUUCUGAGACAGGCUUGUCUUAUAUUUCAGAAGAAAAGGGGACAAUUGGCACAUUGUUACCUAACAUGCCAGUGAUUACUGUUGAUAUUAACAAUCCUGAGUAUACUGGGGGCAGCGGUUGCCCUGAAAUGUCCUGUCAAAAAAUAAUGGCUGUCGAUCAAGUUGAUCAUCAAUAUCUCAGCAAGAAUGUGUCCACCAAACCAGAUGAAACACCGUGCAGUGCUGAUAGUAUUUAUGAGAAUCAGCCAGAUCUUGACCCAGAUGCUGAAGUUAAUUCAGUAGCUGAAGAUUGUCAGUAUCUGGCAGCACAGAUAGAACAUGACUCCAUAGUCCAAGAAAUUCCAUGUGAACCAUCUAUUUCGGAGGAAGCAGCAUUACAGCAUUCCAUGACAGAAUAUGCAAUGUCAGAUGCUUCCAAUGAAUUCUGCCAUGAACUUUACCCUGAGGAUAUGAAUGAAUCACUGAGAGGUGAGAUAGCAGUAGGGUCCUCUGAUAGUGACACAGAUGAAAAAUGGAGAGUAAUAUUUUCCUCUUCCAUUAAUAAGGAAGAUGAUGAUUCAUACUUGGACAGCCUCCAGCUUAGUGCCCAGGAGCUCUUUGUACAGAAAGUUGAGAUGGUAGAUUUUAAAGAAGAGGACAGUACUUUUGAAGAGGUCAGACUUGAGAUUCCACAAAUGGACAAGGUGCCACAGCAACUUGACAAUAUUGUCUCUGCCACUGCACAACCACAAGAAUUAAAACUGAAUCAUUUAGUUCAUCAGUCAUUAUCCAAAUUUUCCGAAGAUGAAAGUGAAAACCGUAAAGAUGACAAUAAUAACCACAACACUCAUGAAAGGCAUGCCCAAAACAGCAAAUCAGAUCUUACAAAAAAGCUACCAAAAGAUUUCUGUGUGAUACAGGAGACAAGGAGUGAAAAUGUUAGUACAGAACAUGUGGACUUCCACCUGGCUCGUAAACAGUGGCAGCAAAUGGAGGAGAAGAAUAAGACAGUCUUACAUACAGCAAAGCAGCUCAGCUUCCACAGUAGCCACAGCUGUAUGUACACACCAGUCCGGAACAUAGAAAGAGCUCAGAGUAAAUCAUGCAAUCAAGAGAGCUUAAAUCUUGCUGAGGAUUGUACCAACACUAAAAUCAGCCCUUGCUCAGAUGAUUCUGGUGUGGAUGACCCCAGCUACAGGUAUCUUUAUAGUGAUCUAGACACACCCCUUGAAAGAGAAAUUGAUAUAUGUGUGGAACAAGAGGAGAAGUUAAAGACAGAGAGGGGGCUUUCCAAGAUGGGCAAAUCCACUGAUUGUGUUCCAUCACAAGAAAUCCCCAGCUCUCCAAUGAUGCCAUCAUUUAUCAUCACCUCUUCACCUACUAAGUACACAUGGAAAAAUGAAGGGUCUGCAAACAUCAUGCUUGACCCGGGCAAUGGUUUUUCCUCCAGUCCAAGACAAAAGAAAGACACAGUGAUGGGGCAUUCCAGUAAGUGGCAAUCUGAGGACAGCAGCAGCAGUACCAUUCUCUUUGAGACAUCCAGUCUGAUGACGCGCAGUGCCUCAGAGUGCUCUCUCAAUAGUACACACGAGCAACCCCUUGAGAAGAUGUUUUUGAACAACCCUUUCUUCAAGUUGCGGUCCAGAAGUACUGUAUCACUGGUAGAUGAAGAGAUUAAGAUGGUGAAGCAGAGAGAGGAAGAGCUGAGGAAAGAGAGAGCCAACCUCUAUGCCAAAGCUGAGUUCAGUGCCAAGCAUAUGGGCAAUAUGUCAUUUGACAGUUCAGUUGAUCAGCCACUGAAGUGUAAGUCUUCUCCUACAUCACCAGUGAAAGCUGCAUACAAAAUGGAUUGUUCCUGUUUAUCCUGUGAUCACAGGAUGUGAGAAAGCACCUAAACAUCAACUGAACAUCCACAGGCAAGCUAU